AUGCUUCUUCCGCACUACGACAAAUCCUCUUCAAUUAUUCCGUUAAUCGGAUUCGACCACUUCAAUCAUUUUCCGUUCCUACUACCGAUACUAUCAUUUGCGCUUAUUAUUUGUGAAAUAAAAGCAUCAACAGAUACUGAUAUCAUAAAUAAAUUACUUGGAAAAGGAUACGACUGGAGAGUACGACCGCCAGGUACAAAUCUUAGCAUUACAGGUGGUCACGGACCUGUUGUUGUUGCUGUAAAUAUGCUAAUACGAAGCAUAUCAAAAAUAGAUGAUGUAAAUAUGGAAUAUAGUGUACAGUUGACAUUCCGUGAAAGUUGGGUGGAUGGACGAUUGGCGUUUGGUUAUCCACGUGAUAAUACGCCUGAUUUUGUCAUUCUUACUGCUGGACAACAAAUUUGGAUGCCAGAUUCAUUUUUUCAGAAUGAAAAGCAUGCUCAACGCCAUAUGAUUGAUAAGCCGAAUGUUCUUAUACGUGUACAUAAAGAUGGUACCAUAUUGUAUAGUGUUCGAAUAUCGCUUGUAUUAUCAUGUCCAAUGCAUUUACAGUAUUAUCCAAUGGAUAUUCAAACGUGCCUUAUUGAUCUUGCCUCUUAUGCAUAUACAACAGAUGAUAUCGAAUAUGUAUGGAAGAGUAAAGAUCCGGUUCAAUUAAAAGAAGGUUUACAUUCAUCAUUGCCAAGUUUUCAACUUAGUAAUGUUACAACAACAUUCUGUACAAGUAAAACAAAUACCGGAACAUAUUCAUGUUUACGUACGGUAUUGGAAUUACGACGACAAUUCAGUUACUACUUAUUACAAUUAUAUGUACCCAGUUCAAUGCUUGUUAUCGUUUCGUGGGUAUCAUUUUGGUUAGAUCGUACCGCAAUACCAGCACGUGUCACAUUAGGUGUCACCACUUUGCUCACUAUGACCACUCAGGCUUCUGGAAUUAAUGCCAAAUUGCCACCUGUAUCUUAUACAAAAGCAAUUGAUGUAUGGAUUGGUGCAUGUCUCACUUUUAUUUUUGGAGCGCUAUUGGAAUUUGCUUGUGUCACAUAUAUGUCAUCACGAAAUCAUAGCAAAAAUAUGAAAAGAAAUAAAAGCACAAAUUCAUUAAUGGGACGAACUAAUCAAAUGGCAGCAACACAACUUAUCAUUUUUAACAAAAAUGCGAUGGAAUGCGGUGAAAUAUGGGUAAGGCAAAGAAAUGAUGACUCAGAUGAAGAAAAUGGUGAACAAUUUAAUAUGGUAAAUGGUGGUAAUAAAUGGCGGAGAAUUAGGCGCAAUCGUCAAAUGCUCAAAGACUAUUAUCGGCAAUUUCGAUUUAUUGGCUGGUUAAGGCGAAAAUUUCAUACUACCGAUCGUGCCAAACAAGCCGAUUACUUAUCAAGACUUAUCUUUCCGGCACUAUUCCUGAUAUUCAACUGUGCAUAUUGGUUGAAUUAUUCUCGUUAUCCGGUAUCAAGACCAACAUAA
Molecule: messenger RNA, 1461 nt
Organism: Brugia malayi
Lineage: Eukaryota; Metazoa; Nematoda; Chromadorea; Rhabditida; Onchocercidae
Gene: Bma-glc-3
Exons: 13
Coding region: 1-1461 (486 amino acids)
Biological process (GO): signal transduction; regulation of membrane potential; chloride transmembrane transport
Cellular component (GO): membrane; synapse; neuron projection
Molecular function (GO): transmembrane signaling receptor activity; neurotransmitter receptor activity; chloride channel activity
Source: RefSeq, a predicted model, not a curated record